AUGGUAAGUGGUGCGGCUACAGUCUUUCUUUUUUCCAAAAAAUUUAAAGCCUCUCUUUGCGCUUCGCGCGUACUGUUGAAAAAAAAAAGUUUCGACAUUAGAAUCGAAGCUGGCAGCGUGCCAAGGCCCGGCCUCCCAAACGCAUAUGCUGCGCGCGAUUGUUGCAACAUUGCCGCACGCUUUAUUGUUCUUCAUCUUUGUCUUUAUUUUUCGGCUAAAAAUCAGCAGAAAUUUGGUUUUUCUCCUUUUUUACUCGUAUUUAUUCAUUUCAAUUGUCUUUUGCUAUAAAAAAUCAACUUUGAAAACAGGUUUAUCGAUUUUUAGCUUGAAUUUUCGAACAUUUCUUGAUUUUGUGUUUUUCUCCUUUCGAUUUCGCUGAAUUUGAGAAUUUUCAGGAUUUCCACCUACGGAAAACUCGAACAAGCAACAAAAGGGCAUGGAUUUCUUCUUUUCGUGUUAGUUUUUGACGUAACAAUAAUUUUCUCUCCGAUCAACGUUUACAGACUUCACUCUGCCGUCAGCACACAACGGAAAGUUGAAGAAGCAUCUCCCGUUGGAUGAAUUGGCACUAAUAACAAUUAUUUUAGAUGUAUUUAUUACGUUUUCCAAUAAAUUAAAUGGCAUGACAAGUGUAAGAAUUUUAAUGUCAGAGAUAUUCUACUUUCUUCUCCUUUUUCCGGAUUGAAGCGUCCACGGACUUUGAAAAAGCGGUCGGAGAGAAAAUAUUUCCGUUCCUCUUCAAACUAAUACGACAGCUUUUUGUAUACCGUUGUGUGCUGACGGCGGAGUGGAGAAGACGGCGAAGGAGUGGAGUCUGUAAACGCUGAUCGGAGAGAAAAUUAUUGUUACGUCAAAAACUAACACGAAAAGAAGAAAUCCAUGCCCUUUUGCUGCUUGUUCGAGUUUUCCGUAGGUGGAAAUCCUGAAAAUUCUCAAAUUCAGCGAAAUCGAAAGGAGAAAAACACAAAAUCAAGAAAUGUUCGAAAAUUCAAGCUAAAAAUCGAUAAACCUGUUUUCAAAGUUGAUUUUUUAUAGCAAAAGACAAUUGAAAUGAAUAAAUACGAGUAAAAAAGGAGAAAAACCAAAUUUCUGCUGAUUUUUAGCCGAAAAAGAAAGACAAAGAUGAAGAACAAUAAAGCGUGCGGCAAUGUUGCAACAAUCGCGCGCAGCAUAUGCGUUUGGGAGGCCGGGCCUUGGCACGCUGCCAGCUUCGAUUCUAAUGUCGAAACUUUUUUUUUUCAACAGUACCUCGGCUAAUUUUGAAGAUUUUGGACCGGUUAGAAAACGAUUCGAUAGAAAAUUGCAUUGUCCACAAAUUUGUAAUUAGUCACUUUUUACGAUUAUUCUUGUGUGCCGAGAUAUUGAAGAUUUUCUGAAGUUAGAAAUAGAGAUCGCUUGCCGACUUGUAUCUCGGUCAGUUUUGAAGAUUUUCAGAUGCUCUAAAAACCGAACGAAAGAAAAAUCGAUGGCAUACAACUUUCUAAUUGGUCGCUUUUCAUGAGAGUGUAUAUUCGCUUUGAAAUUUGUACCUGAAAACAGCCUUACUACACCUUUCGAGAAACCUGAUUUUACCUUGAAAUAUCUGAAGACCCAAAGAUUUUCUCAAAAACUCAUCAACUGCAAUAUUUCGAAGCACAAAAUUCGCCGUCGAUUGGUAUUUUAACUUUCAAAAAAUAUGGAAAACAAACCGAGUUACGACGCUUCAACGCUAGACUAAGCCUACAGUACCCUUUUUAAAGGGCCUAAUCUAAUUUAACCCAAACAUGCGCGCACAUUUCCUCGGGUUCUUGCUUGGCUGAGCACACACCUGGCAGCACCGCCCGUCAGGGACCGGACAUCCGGUGCAUGUACGCAAGAAGCCGUGUGCCAAUUCAACUGAAAACCUCCCCUCCCCAUCUUUCGGGGACCGCUCCAUUUUGUUUGCGAAAAAGAGGCGAAAAGUGCAGAAGAGAAGCGGUCCCUCGCAAAUUGAUCCAAUUUGGAGGAGGCGCGCUCACACUCGAAAUGGAAACAUUGGCGAAUAUAUUGUCGCUUUUCAGAGAGAGGUCAUCUCGAUCCACAUCGGACAAGCGGGCGUCCAAAUCGGAAAUGCGUGCUGGGAGUUGUACUGUCUGGAGCACGGCAUCCAGCCGGACGGUCAAAUGCCCUCGGACAAAUCACUGGGCGGCUCCGACGACUCCUUCUCCACCUUCUUCUCCGAGACCGGAAGCGGGCGCCACGUGCCGCGUGCCGUCAUGGUCGAUCUCGAGCCGACGGUUAUCGGUGAGUUAUUUUGAGAAAUGUUAGCUAAUUUUGAAGAGAUGAUUGAAACUCACUCCCGUCACUGCUCAAAAUAACAGGAAAUAGUUGGGGAAUAUGCGAAAAAUAGAAAGAAAUUGACGAGAAUAGGGGGAACAGUUGCAAUAUUGGGAGGCGAACUUUGAAUGGAUACUGUGGAGUUGCAAAACGUCCUAUGGGUCUAGAAAAUGUUUAGGGAAAUCUUGAGACCUUGUACUCUGAUUUGCAGUUGAUGACUUUUUUCUAGGACCCUUCCCUGGAGUACUGUAGCUCUUGAUAGUUGGGCCGCUUGACAAGCGCUUUGAAAAUGUCCCCACUUCCAAGAGCUGCAGCAGUCUGGGCGGUGAUUGUACGAACAAGUUGUCAACUGCAAAAAUCAAGUUCAUAACUAGUGCUAUAUUUUUGUAGUCGACCAUUUUUUCAUACAGUCACUCCCAAGAGUACUGUAGCGCUUGGAAGUUGGCGUUCUUCAAAUGACCGUUUGACUGAUCCCAACUUUCAAGAACUGCCGUAGUCCAGGGAAAUGUUGUAGAAAGAAGUUGUCAACUGGACAAAUAAAGUACUAGACGUGAAGAAUGGCAUACCAACUCUAAGGGACCGCUAUUGUAGACUUGAUUUCGCAAUACGACCAGCAGCUCCAGCGCGUCUCUUUCCCGUUCUCAUCCCAUUUCCACUCUCCAACCAUUCGGGACCAAUGCCAUGUCAGCGGUCCCGCAAAGCCGACGGCUCCUCUUUUCCAUUCCAUUGUGAUGCAAUUAGACACAGACGGCGCGCAUUUGCUGGGGAUGAAAAACUAUUAGCGGAAAAGGGAAUGGGAAUGGAAAAGCGGACAAACUACUAGGGGCCUAACUUUCUCAUGUCAAAAACCUAGGCCAUUGGAAAUGCUCGCAUCUUUUGGCUAUUUGGCUGCUCCUUCUCCCUCUUCUUCUCUCUCUCUUUCCGAAAUGAAUUUUAUGUGUGUGUGUCCAUUUCGGUUGGUUUUCGAUGAAUAUCCGAUGCUCCCCUUCCCUUCCCUUUUCUGCGCCUCUUCACUUUUUAUAUGAAUACACGAGAAGGGGGGUGGCAAACAUUUGGGGAGAAUUCCCACUUUCGCCCAAAAAGUUGGAGAAAAGAAGAAGAAGAAUGAGAGCCGAAAAGGGGUCUCCGGAGAGUUAUUCGUGCAGAAGAGUUGGGCGAAACAUUGGAAUAAAAGUUCCGAAACUCUGGGGACCACGAUGGUUGGCUGAACUUUGAACGGAUAUUGUACAGUUGCGAAACGUCCUUUAGACAUAGAAAUUUUUUUGGGAAAUCUUCACAUGGUGUACUUUAAUUUUGUAGUUUAUGACUUUUUUCUAGAAGCCUUCCCUGGGCUACUGUAGCCCUUGGAAGUUAACACGCUUCUCAAAAGGAUGACUACUUCUAAAAGCUACAGUAGUCUUGGGAGUGAAUGUAGAGAAAAGUUGUCAAUGACAAAAAUACAAUACUAGAGAUAAACUUCAAUUUUGUCAUUGACAACUUCUCUGUACAAUCACCGCCAGGACUACUGUAGCUCUCGGAAGUCAUUACUAACUUGGAGCACCUAAAAGUACCAUUUUUGCAGAUGAAAUCCGCACCGGCACCUACCGUUCGCUCUUCCAUCCGGAACAGCUCAUCACCGGAAAGGAGGAUGCGGCGAACAACUACGCCCGCGGUCACUACACGAUCGGCAAAGAGAUCAUCGACCUGACGCUCGACCGCAUCCGCCGACUCGCCGACAACUGCACCGGCCUCCAAGGAUUCCUCGUGUUCCACUCGUUCGGCGGCGGCACCGGAUCAGGCUUCACUUCUCUGCUCAUGGAGAGACUGUCGGUCGACUACGGAAAAAGGGCGAAGCUCGAGUUCUCGAUCUACCCGGCGCCGCAAGUCUCCACCGCCGUCGUCGAGCCGUACAAUUCGAUUCUGACGACCCAUACGACUUUGGAGCACUCGGACUGCUCUUUUAUGGUCGACAACGAGGCGAUCUACGACAUCUGCCGUCGCAAUCUGGACAUUGUGCGCCCCUCCUACACCAAUCUGAACCGUCUCAUCGGCCAGAUCGUCUCCUCGAUCACCGCAUCGCUGCGCUUCGACGGAGCCCUCAACGUCGACCUCACCGAGUUCCAGACGAACUUGGUGCCCUACCCGCGCAUCCACUUCCCGCUCGCCACCUUCUCGCCGGUCAUCUCGGCCGAAAAGGCCUACCACGAGCAGUUGUCGGUCGCCGAGAUCACGAACAUGUGCUUCGAGCCGCACAAUCAGAUGGUCAAAUGUGAUCCGCGACACGGAAAGUACAUGGCCGUGUGCCUUCUGUUCCGCGGAGACGUCGUGCCGAAGGACGUGAACGCGGCGAUCGCGACGAUUAAAACGAAGCGGAGCAUACAGUUUGUCGACUGGUGCCCCACCGGAUUCAAGGUUUGUGGCUGAAUAACAACGAAAAGAGAUGCGUCAUCUCUGUUACUUUGUUCUAAUGUCAACAUAGACAUACAUCGACGUCGCACUGUUGACACUUAAUCUUAGGCACCCUCUGGAUCAAAAUGAUGAUACUUUGUGAUAGGGAGAGCGGAAAAACUGCGCACCUUUUUUGUGAUCCAUGAGGAGUUGUUGAGACUAUUGGUAAAAAACGGGGAAAAAACGGAUGCAAAAGCCGAUUUUCAAGCAAAAUGUGUCCGAACUGACAGCGAAUAAUUUUGCAGGUGGGAAUAAACUACCAGCCGCCGACGGUGGUGCCGGGAGGAGACCUGGCAAAGGUGCCGCGCGCCGUGUGCAUGCUCUCGAACACGACGGCGAUCGCGGAAGCGUGGGCCCGACUCGACCACAAGUUCGAUCUGAUGUACGCGAAAAGAGCGUUCGUGCACUGGUACGUCGGCGAGGGAAUGGAGGAGGGCGAGUUUUCGGAGGCGCGCGAAGAUCUCGCCGCCCUCGAGAAGGACUACGAGGAGGUCGGCGUCGACAGUCUCGAAGACAACGGCGAGGAGGGCGAUGAGUAUUAG
Caenorhabditis sp. 36 PRJEB53466 is the source of this 5264-nucleotide messenger RNA. The record is from the annotation of a GenBank genome assembly. NCBI's taxonomy places the organism in Eukaryota, Metazoa, Nematoda, Chromadorea, Rhabditida, Rhabditidae.